UCCGCGACAGUUUCCCGAGAUGCUUAGUUCCUGAGCGGCACAGACGAGAGUUAGAACGAAGGCAAGAUGGCGGACGUACUGGAUCUUCAUGAGGCCGGGGGCGAGGAUUUCGCCAUGGAUGAGGAUGGGGACGAAAGCAUCCACAAACUAAAGGAAAAAGCGAAGAAACGGAAGGGCCGCGGCUUUGGCUCCGAAGAGGGGUCUCGAGCGCGGAUGCGUGAGGAUUAUGACAGCGUGGAGCAGGAUGGCGAUGAACCUGGACCACAACGCUCUGUUGAAGGCUGGAUUCUUUUUGUCACUGGAGUUCAUGAAGAAGCCACCGAAGAAGACAUCCAUGACAAAUUUGCAGAAUAUGGGGAAAUAAAAAACAUCCACCUCAACCUGGACAGGCGUACAGGAUACCUGAAGGGGUAUACUCUAGUUGAAUAUGAAACGUACAAGGAGGCCCAGGCUGCUAUGGAGGGACUCAAUGGCCAGGAUUUGAUGGGACAGCCAAUCAGCGUGGACUGGUGUUUUGUUCGGGGUCCACCAAAGAGCAAAAGGAGAGGUGGCCGAAGGCGCAGCAGGAGUCCAGACCGGAGGCGUCGCUGACAAGUCCCCUGUUGUCCAGGUGUUCUCUCCGGAGAUUCCAGCCUUGGAAACAGAGGGCUGGGGUGGAGCUCGCUGUUUGUAUUUAAUCUCUUACCCCAUUUCUUAGUAUUUCUUUUGAGUUACGAAUAAAUGUCCCAUUUUUGUUUUCUACAUUUAAA
This is a messenger RNA of Hipposideros armiger (great roundleaf bat), 749 nucleotides long. RefSeq names its product RNA binding motif protein 8A (gene RBM8A). NCBI's taxonomy places the organism in Eukaryota, Metazoa, Chordata, Mammalia, Chiroptera, Hipposideridae. Gene Ontology annotation, biological process: RNA processing. Gene Ontology annotation, cellular component: nucleus; cytoplasm. Gene Ontology annotation, molecular function: mRNA binding. The transcript is spliced from 6 exons. The coding region runs from base 67 to 591 and encodes 174 amino acids. The record is from RefSeq and is a predicted model, not a curated record.